CUAACUCACCUCUACUCUCUCUCUCUAUCUCUGUCCAAUUAUCUCAGACCUCAGCAGCUUCCAUAAAUAAAUACUAGUACAACCCUUUUUCACUAACCUUUCUCUCAAACCACCAUCCCCAAAAAUACUCUGAUUUUUUCUCUUCCUCUUCAUUUAAUCUUCUCUUUUCUUUUUUCAUAAUCUCUUCUGACUAACUCACUACUAGUCUCUGCAAAAUUUAAUUCAUCUCUGCUACCUAACACUAAUAAUUUUAAAUAAAUAAAAAACAGUUGUUAAAUUAACCCUAGUUGAAUCCUAUAUAUCCUACUAAAAGCCUGUAGUUAUAUUAUACCUCAUCAAAACCAAUGCAAAUAAUGAGUCACUCAUGAUGAUAUAAUCACUCUUUUUCACUCUCUUCCUUCAUUCAUUCAUUCCAUUCUCUCAUAUCCAUCAUUAUGCAAACUUUAUUUUCUUCUUCUUUAGAACCUGACCUUUCUUUAAACAUAAGUCCACCUUCCAUUUCAGAUUCUCAUCAAAUCAAUGGAAUAACAAAAGCACUUUAUCAUCAUCAUCAUCAUCAUCAUCAUAAUGAUAAUAUAUGUUCAAUAUCAACUACUUCUGAUUCUGCUAGUAGUGAAAGUGAGUUAAGCCAUGAAAAUCCCUUCAUCCAUCAUCAUCAUCAUCAUGAGCCAACAUUGAGAUUAGGUUUCGGAAACUCAGAUUUGAUGAAUCCACAUCAUCAUAAUCAUCAUCUUCAUCAUCAUCAAGCUCACGGCGUGUCGAGAAACUUCAUCCAACCUCACAUCUACGGCCGUGAUUUCAAGCGUAAUACACGAACCGGUGUCAAAAGAAGUGUUAGAGCUCCAAGAAUGAGAUGGACUACAACUCUUCAUUCUCAUUUUGUUCAUGCUGUUCAACUUCUUGGUGGCCAUGAAAGAGCAACACCAAAAUCUGUGUUAGAGUUGAUGAAUGUGAAGGAUCUAACCCUAGCACAUGUGAAGAGUCACUUACAGAUGUAUAGAACAGUGAAAACCACUGACAAAUCAGGAACAGGUCAUGGGAUGCUACAGACACAAGGUAUUAAUAAUAAUGUUCCUUUGCAUGGAUCAGCUUGUGAGAGAACAAAUUUACCACAACAAAGGACACAUUGGCAAGAAUCAAUGGAGACAAAUACAAACAAUUCUGAAGAAAAAUCUGAAAUUGGUUUGACGUAUUCACAUUUCAAGGAAAAUGAUACCAUGGUGAAAUGUUCAGACUCUAUGAUUGACUUAGAAUUCACACUUGGAAGACCAAAUUGGGAAAAAGAAAAUGGUGAAUCAUCAAGAGAAUUACCUCUUCUUAAGUGUUGAUUAAAGACUAAUUAAUUAAUUAAUUAACUUUUAAUUUCUUUUUGUUGUUACAUUGCUAGGAAAAAUAUUAUUCCAUGUGAAUGGUUUAAAAUAUUUAUAUCUAAGUUUUGUAUGAAAGGGAAAUGAUGGAAUAUUGGGAUGAAUAUUUGCUACAAAACAUAUGCUUGAGUCCAAAGAAUUUCAGGGUUUGUCUUUGAUGUCAUUUUCAGUGCAAGGUAUGUAACAUUAAAAAAAAAUAGAAGGGCUAUUCAGAAUAUGGACCAUGACUGUUAGUUAGCAAAAUAGGACCCAUUUGGGACCUUAUAUUGGACAUGUGGGUCAUGGUUUAUGUCACACUAGCUAUCAUAACAUCGUUCUCAAUAUAUAUAUGUAAUGUUUCAAGAGAGUUAUAUAAUAUAAUA
Molecule: messenger RNA, 1729 nt
Organism: Lathyrus oleraceus (garden pea)
Lineage: Eukaryota; Viridiplantae; Streptophyta; Magnoliopsida; Fabales; Fabaceae
Product: probable transcription factor KAN4
Exons: 6
Coding region: 435-1328 (297 amino acids)
Biological process (GO): regulation of DNA-templated transcription; abaxial cell fate specification
Cellular component (GO): nucleus
Molecular function (GO): transcription cis-regulatory region binding
Source: RefSeq, a predicted model, not a curated record